Bipolaris maydis ATCC 48331 is the source of this 1173-nucleotide messenger RNA. RefSeq lists its product as uncharacterized. The record is from RefSeq and is a predicted model, not a curated record. NCBI's taxonomy places the organism in Eukaryota, Fungi, Ascomycota, Dothideomycetes, Pleosporales, Pleosporaceae.
AUGACGUCGGAUAAUCGGAGGCAAGAGGUCCUCGCUGUAGCAACCCUUUUCUUCGUGUUGACAUGGGUCACCGUCUGCUUGCGAUUCUAUGUACGCCUAUGCCUGAGAACAACAUGGGGAAAAGAUGACUCGUACAUGGUUGCGACACAAGUCGUAUUUACCAUUUACCUCUGCUUCCAGAUCGCUGCAGCGGUACAUGGAACUGGUCAGCAUAGAUGGCAUCUAAGCGAUGAGGAUGCAAAGACCGCACUACUAUUUUGGUACCUGUGUGAAGUCAUGUACGUCGUGACCAACUGUCUUCUCAAGUUUUCCAUUGGAUACUUCUAUCUCCGAGUCGCAGUCAGCCGAAAUCACAUCUGGUGUAUAAGGAUACUGAUGGGAGGUACUGUCCUGUGCUGCUUGAUUUACCUGUUCUUGGUCAUGCUCCAGUGUUCUCCUGUCUCGGCAUUCUGGGAGAUACAUCCUGCUUCAAGCAAAUGUAUAUCAAAAGGCCCAACCCUAGGCAUCAGUUAUGCUCUCGCCGCCAUCAACGCCGUGGCCGAUUGGAUAUUGGGAUUGCUUCCUUUUUGGAUGGUCUGGGGCCUGAACAUGAAGACGAAGACCAAGAUUUUGGUUGCGUGUAUCCUUGCGUUUGCUGCUAUUGGGAGUACAGGUACCGUUGUCCGCAUGGGAUACAUACACACACUUUAUGACGGCCCUGAUUUUCUCUAUGCCACGACCGAUGUCGCCAUAUGGAGCACAGUGGAGCCCGGUAUAGGAAUUGUUGCAAGCAGCAUCGCAACCUACCGACCACUAGUACACCACAUAUUGCAACUUCUCGGCUUCGCAGACGCACCCUAUGAGCAAAGCACAUCCUUCGAAUACACCAGUAAAGGCCGCAAUUACCGCCGCAGCCUGAGCGUAUCGGAUCUCGUGCCUACAGAAAUGGGAAUCAUGACUUCGCAUGUUACAGGGCCUGCUCCAGCGGGCUGGGGCGGUGCCCCACGGACUCCGAAAAUUGACAUUGAAGACGACAUAAUGACCCAUACUACGCCAGACGGCCAGAUCUUACAGACGGUGUCAGUACACCAGGAAUCCGAAGGACCCCCGAAACUCGAGCUGCGGGCCAGCUUCCAUAACAACCUUUCCAGAGGCGGUGUUUUUAGUCUUGGAAGAUUUCGAAUACCUGAGUGA